AGGCCGGACGGCCCGGGCGCCGGCCAGGAGAGCGCGAGGCUGCAGGAGGCCGGCGGCGUUCUCAAGCUUUUCCCUCCGCGGGGCGGCUCCCCUUUACCCUGGGCACCUGGCUCUGUGUUUGAUGAAACUUUCCAUGGCGGCAGGCAGGCAGCCCGAGCCUCCCGGGGGCAGGAAAUGGCCGCAGGACUCCACAGCUGGACAGUUCGCCCUUUUCUCACUCCCCACGCGCUCCUCCCCCUCCGCGGUCCCUAACCCUGGGGCCCCGACUGGGACCGUGGACCCUUUCCAGGAGUACUGGGGAAGCUCUGCAAGGGCUCCGACCCGCUGGCCCAGAGCCCGCAUGGGCACCCACAGAGCCGCAGGGCCCGGGUCCGCCAGCAGAUCACCAAGGAGCUGCGGAUGCGGACAGGCGCCGAGAACCUGUACAGAGCCACCAGCAACGCCUGGGUCAGGGAGACGGUGGCCCUGGAGCUGAGCUACGUCAACUCCAGUCUGCAGCUGCUCAAGGAGGAGCUACAUGAGCUCAGCGGCGGCCGUGUGGAGGCCGACCGGCCCGAGGGCGAAGGCAUCACUGUCCCUAUGAUCCCCCUGGGGCUGAAGGAGACCAAGGAGCUGGACUGGUCCACACCCCUGAAGCCCUUCUCCAGGGGCCCAGGGCUUCCCUUCCACUCCCCGUCUUUGCCUGCGUGGGGCAGGGGGACCAGAGAAGCCUGGCACCUGCCCCUCCCCUACCAGGAGCUGAUCUCUGGGCACUUUGGAGAGGACAGCGCCUCCUACGAGGCCGAAAUCAGGGAGCUGGAGGACCUGCGGCAGGCCGCCCGGACCCCCAGCCAGAGUGAGGCGGGCCUGGGGCCACUCAUGGCCUACUACAACCAGCUCUGCUUCCUGGACGCACGCUUCGUCGCCACUCCCGGGAAUCUCGGGCUGCACUUCCACUGGUAUGACUCGCUGACAGGGGUCCCAGCCCAGCAGCGGGCCCUGGCCUUCGAGAAGGCCAGUGUGCUUUUCAACAUCGGGGCCCUGCACACCCAGAUUGGGGCUCGCCAGGACCGCUCGUGCCUCGAGGGCACCCAUCAUGCCAUCGAGGCCUUUCAGAGGGCUGCCGGUGAGGGCGGGCCGCGGUCAGGGUGCCUCUGGGGCAUGUGGGGGCGGGGCCGGUGGGAUGGCCCCUGCUGCUCCCGGAUCCCCCCUUCCUGGGGGUGUGGCCGGGCUGUCCUGCCCGCCUGCUGUGAGCGCCCCUCCGCAGGGGCCUUCAGUCUCCUGAGGGAGAACUUCUCCCGAGCGCCCAGCCCUGACAUGAGCCCAGCCUCGCUGUCCAUGCUGGAGCGACUUAUGACAGCCCAGGCCCAAGAGUGCGUCUUUGAGGGUCUCCUGCUCUCAUCCCCUGAAGGCCCCCAGGAUUGCUUGGCUCAGCUACGCCUGGCUCAGGAGGCUGCCCAGGUGGCGGCCGAGUACAGGCAGGUGCACCAGACCAUGGCCCAGCCACCUGUGCGGGACUACGUGCCCUUCCCCUGGACCACCCUGGCACACGUCAAGGAGGAAUACUUCCGCGCCCUGGCCCAUUACCACGCGGCCAUGGCGCUCUGCGACAGUCCCCCAGCGGCCGAGGUGGACUUCCCCAUGCGGCAGCAGGCCUUACGUGGGCACCCGGCCGCAUCAGAGCCAGAGCCGUGGGGCACUGGGCUGCCCCAGAAGCCGGAGGAGCGCAGGAAGCUGGGCAAGGCCCACCUGAAGCGCAGCAUCCUGGGCCAGGAGGAGGCCCUGCGGCUGCACGCGGUGGGCCGCGCCCUGCGCACGGUCGACCUGCUGCAGGCCGUGCUGACCCAGGCGCUGAGGCGCUCCCUGGCCAAGUACUCGGAGCUCGACCUCGAGGACGACUUCCUGGAGACCACUGAGGCUCCCGACAUCCAGCCUAAAACACAGCAGAAGCCGGAGAUCAGGGCGCCCAGCUUCUCCAGGGUGAAGGUGACCGAUAUCUUUCAGCGGCUGGGGCCCCUGUCCGUGUUUUCAGCCAGGAACCGCUGGCGGCUGGUGGGGCCCGUCCACGUGACCCGCGGGGAGGCGGGCUUUGGCCUCACACUGCGCGGGGACGCGCCUGUCCUCAUCGCGGCCGUCAUCCCAGGGGGCCCGGCGGCGGCAGCUGGCCUGCAUGAGGGCGACUACAUCGUGUCCCUGAACGGGCAGCCGUGCAAGUGGUGGCGGCACGCCGAGGUGGUGGCGCAGCUGAGGGGCGUGGGUGACGAGGGUGUGAGUCUGCAGGUGGCCACGCUGCUGCCCAGGGCGGAGCCCCCCGGCACGCAGGGGCACCAUCGGCCGGCCCUGGGGGCGCUUCUGAGGAGCCAGAAGGAGUGUGACUGGGGGGCGCCCACUCCCGCACGGGCCGGCCUCAGGCCCUUCCUUGGCCGGAGCCGCAACGCCAGGAGGAGCCAGGCCAGAGGAAGGCUGUCCCCGCAGCCCUGAGCCGUGGGCCACGCUCCCCCUCCGAGCGCCCGCCCCACACCCCCGUGUGCCUCCCUCCAGCCUGAGGGAACUUCAGGCCAGUUUGCUGCGCUUCCCACCCCCAGUGCUGCCAUUAAAGACCAUGUCACAUGA
Mustela lutreola (European mink) is the source of this 2592-nucleotide messenger RNA. It is a transcript of the gene RHPN1, whose product is annotated as rhophilin Rho GTPase binding protein 1. Gene Ontology annotation, biological process: signal transduction; negative regulation of stress fiber assembly. Bases 400 to 2460 code for a protein of 686 amino acids. The record is from RefSeq and is a predicted model, not a curated record. NCBI's taxonomy places the organism in Eukaryota, Metazoa, Chordata, Mammalia, Carnivora, Mustelidae. The transcript is spliced from 15 exons. Gene Ontology annotation, molecular function: protein binding.